This is a messenger RNA of Microplitis demolitor, 2501 nucleotides long. RefSeq names its product KIF-binding protein. Bases 691 to 2487 code for a protein of 598 amino acids. The record is from RefSeq and is a predicted model, not a curated record. The transcript has a single exon. Lineage: Eukaryota; Metazoa; Arthropoda; Insecta; Hymenoptera; Braconidae. Gene Ontology annotation, molecular function: protein binding.
ACAUUCUUUGUUCGACAUUUUUAAUUAUAUUCUUUUUCUUUAUUUGAACUAUUUUCAAUUUUUACUUAUACUCAAAUCAGACUUCAAUUCAAAUAAACAUUAAUUAAGUUAAGUUGGCAACAUUUCAGUAGCGUAUUAAAAUUAUUUUGCUUUAACUUUUACGAAUAGUUAAAUGCUCUCAAUAUAGAUCAAUUACAUUGUUGUACAUUUUAUGUUUAUAAAGAUUGUCUAAUGUAAAAAUCACAAUAUCAUUGUAUUAGUACAGGUGUUAGUUCCAAUUUUAGUUAUUUUCCUACUGUCAUUAAAAGAGGUUUUAGGGCGACAGCAUGGCACUCGAUUUUAGUUCCUAUUAAUUUUGAAUUUGUAAAUUUAAAAAUUUGACAGCAGAAUUUUAUGGUAAAUUUAAAAAUUUUAGUAAUAAUAAAAAUAAUAUUUUACUAUUUAUGUAUUUUUUAAUUUUCCUAAGCGGUCUGUAUUCACUGAUAAAUUUUAUUUGUCAUAAAAAAUGCGCGUGCGCCAAGUUUUAAUGUAAAAAAAAAAACUUUGACAACUCCUUAGACAAAAUUAAUAUAAAAACACAAACACUCGAGUUGUUAAAAAUUAAAAAUUUUACUAUCGUUCAAUUAAUAUUACCAAUAAUUAAUUGUGCUACUUAAUUAUUUAAAAUUUAAUUGAGUUUUUGGUUUAAAAAUGGUGAGUGUUAAUAAAGAAAUAGUUGAUGACCUAAGAGAAAAGUAUUUAAAGGUUAGAAAAUUACUUGACGAACCGCGAGAUGAUAAUCCCGAGGGACCUGAUUGUCAAACUAAAAAUAAAGCCGUGAGUAUAUUGAAAGAAAUGCAAAUGAAGCUCGAAAAUUUGAUAAAUAAUUCUGUCGAGCAAGAUAUAAAUAUAAUAGCGAUGCUGUCAAUAGUUUGGUUGAAUAUAGGAAUUAUUUUAAUUGACAACGAGGAAUUGAAAGAUGCCGAAGAUAACUUGAUGCGUUCAAUUGAAAUACUGAAGGGUCAUGAAUUGGAACCUGAGUGUAUUUUGCCUUCUCUCAGUGCUUUCAAUCAGCUGGGAAUUAUUUGGUUUCAAUGGAGUGAGUAUGAAAAGUCUAAAGCGUUUGUUGAAAAAUCCGAAAAAGUUUACCAGGAUUUCAAGAGCAUUGACCCGGCACGUGAACCCCGAGGCAUGUCUGAAUUAUUUGGCAUUGACAACAGCGAAGAACCAGCACCUAAAAAUGUUUUAGAAAAAUUACAUACACUGACUUUGUAUUACAUUGCACAGAUCUACGGUAUUUGUAAAGACCAUCAGCGAGCUGCCUUCUACUGUCACAUGACUCUGCAAAGGCAGCUGGAGCUAGAUGAUCUUGAUUACAUUGAUUGGGCUCUAAACGCAGCGACAUUGUCCCAGUUUUUUAUGGAGCGGAAACACUUUUCACAAGCACGUCAUCAUCUAGCAGCAGCUUCGCAUAUUCUAAAACUAUACGAGAACUCUUUGGUUGAUGAUGUUGGUGAAAAUAGUAAUGAAGAACUUAAAGCCGCUAAAUGGGAACAGUUUCGUCAUCGGAGUGCUGAUGUAGCCAGAUGCUGGGCCAAGUAUGGAAUUUUAUUGAUGAGUAUGUCGCGAGAUCGUUUGAUUGAACUUGCUGACAAUAUUGACGAUGAAAAAGCGCCCAAAGACGACAACAAAGCUGAAGAUUCGGUGGACAUUGAAACGCUCGAGAGCAUGAAGUUCAAGAAACUUGAAGAACCCAUUCAGUCGAUCGCUGAACAAAUAACUGAUCAAUAUUUACUAGACUUUAAUGAUGCUAAGAAAGUGUUUAUUAAUGUUCGGCACUGGCUGGAUGAAGCUAAAAAAUUCUAUGCUUUGGAGACCCAUGCCUCGGAUUACGUCCACAUUAUGCAGGACAUGUCUCAGGCUUACAAAUAUCUGUCAUUUUUCGAGGAGAAUGAAGACCGUCAGGCUAAAAUGCACAAACGAAGAGUGAAUAUACUUGAACAUGUUAUAAAAGAAUUGAAUCCACGUUAUUAUCAGUCUGAAUGCCGGCAGCUUUGGAUUGAACUCGGCGAAACUUAUUCCGCGAUACUGGACAUCAAAUUAGACAAACUACGUAGCUCUGAUGAUCGGCCUACACCGCACGCUUUGACUAAAAUAAAUCAGUUGAGUAGAUCAGCUAUCAAAUAUUACCAAAGUUUUCUAGAUUCACUUAAAGAGUCUGAGUCAUCACCGCCACCUAAAGAAUUUCCCGAGGAAAUGGUUCGUCCUGCAUUGUUCGCUUACUUCCACCUCGGGACUCUCUACAAUAAGUUGAUAACACCCGACAAAAAUGCCCAAAUUGAAAAUAUUAUGAACAGCAUCAACGCCUACAACUUUUUUGUCAACUACUGCAAUACUCACCCACAAGCCGCGGAGUUUAUGAAAACAGAAUUAAAUGUUUGUAAAGAUCUAGCAAAUUUGUUGCCGCUUAAAUUAAAUAAACUCAAGCAAACACUAUCGGCACCAUAAAAACGCUUUUUUUU